Molecule: messenger RNA, 462 nt
Organism: Drosophila obscura
Lineage: Eukaryota; Metazoa; Arthropoda; Insecta; Diptera; Drosophilidae
Exons: 1
Coding region: 54-413 (119 amino acids)
Source: RefSeq, a predicted model, not a curated record
CAUUCCAUAAGCCUUUUCAAACUCAAUUAAUCAAAACUAACAGAAUUAUAAAAAUGGCAUUCCGUAUUAUUGCUGUGCUCAGUGUCCUGGUCGUCUUGGCCCAAGGACAUCAAAUUCCUUCUGCUGGUCAAGCAUCAACCGUGGGAUCUCGCAACUCCGGUGUCCUUUCACCUGGCUCUGGUGGUUUACCUGCCGGUUCUCUAGGCGGCUAUCGACCUGUCAUUGGAUCAGCUAUACCCCAGCCUCAGCGUCCUGUGUCUGGAUCCCGGCAUCAAGGUGCUCUUCCAGCUGCUGCCCUUGGAAUCGGAUCUCGCCCUCGCCACGCUGCAUCACCAGUUUCAGCCAUUCGUCAGCCUCAGGGUCCGCAUGGAAAUGUUCACCAGAAUAUCUAUCGCCAACAGAAACCCUACUAAGACUACCCUCCACCCAUUGAACCGAACACUCAAGCGAACUAUGUAUAUG